CACUCAUUGUUUGACAGAAAGAGUCGGAAAACGGAUGUUCGAUCAUUCUCUUGCUAGUCCUAACGUGGUGUAAAAGUGCCGUGUUUCGAAUUACCCUGCUGUUGAAUUUUAACUCAAGUCGCCGAAAAACGCUUUAAAAUGGCCGAUGAAUACUUUUAUGGAUCUACCUUGGAUGAAAGCAACAAGUCAGUGACCUGGGAUCCGGACACCAAAGCCGACAACUAUCCCAGGACACACAAGCUCAUCAUCAAACAGUGCAUCCUCGGUCACCAGGCCGCCGCUGACGAGUUCAACGUGGUGCAGGUCGAAACGAUGACCAUCCGGGACACUCUGCGCAUUCCGAUUGCCGUGCUGAAAGUGGGCGAGGCCCGCCAGUGCCGAUUGGAUCUGGAGUUCUGCGACUCGCCCGUCACAUUCACGCUGCUCGAGGGCAAGGGACCGGUACACAUCCACGGACAGCAUCUGCUCGGGUCGCUGGUCGAAGAGUUUGAGGACAUGGAGGAGAUGGAGGAAGAGGUUCCAGAGGAGGAGGAAGACGACGAAGAUGAGGAUGAGGAUGGCCCACAGAAGAAGAAACAGAAGCUGACCAAUAACUCAAAGCCGAAGCCAAGCGUAGGGGGACCGGCGGGAAGUAAUAACGCUAAAAAUAGCAAACCCAAAAAAUAAACUGCCACCCACUGCAACCCGUCAGUAGUCGUUUCUAUCAAUCAGGAACCUAGGCGGAGCUAAUAAAUGAACGGCGAAAGUCGUUUGUUGAUCACCUCACUCCAGAUCCUUCUUUUAAAAGUACACUAUUACCCCAUAACUAACAAUAUACAACAUCAACAUCUAUAUAUUAUGAACUAAUUACAUUCAGCAACUAGCAGACAAUUGUAAAACGAUCGUAAGUGAUAAAUACGCUAAAAUCAACUUAAAUGGUUAUACCAUUCCUUUUUUUCGAAAAAAAAGAACCUACAUCAGCUGCACCAGUUAGCGAAGAAAAGGGGAAAUAAGGGCAAGUUGCUCUUUUAAUACAGUGAAAUAAAACAAAAACUACACAAACAUAUGAAAAAACAAAACAAAACAAAAUUAGUUUGUAAGAAGAGAAAACCACCCCCCAAAUUGCCCCCGAUGCUUAGCUGCUAAAAGUGAAGAGAAUUACCUAUGGUUAGAAAACACGACAGUACUGCUAUUAUUUAUACCUAUUUUAGUUUUUGUACAUUUCUCGGACAGUAAAGUUGGAAUACUACCAAACAGUCUAGGAAUAUAUUUCAAUCGAAAAAGUUGUGCUUUUGAAGUUACGAUCAGAAGGAAGGGGUAAUCUCUCGAGGUCACAUGUGUGCUACGGGAUCACAGAAAGCGUGCGCAUACGGGGGCAGGGUUUUGAGAAAAACAAAUAAAAAAUCACAUAAAAAAAUGCA
Uranotaenia lowii is the source of this 1400-nucleotide messenger RNA. Its product is annotated as nucleoplasmin-like protein. Lineage: Eukaryota; Metazoa; Arthropoda; Insecta; Diptera; Culicidae. Gene Ontology annotation, molecular function: chromatin binding; histone binding; RNA binding. Gene Ontology annotation, biological process: chromatin remodeling. Gene Ontology annotation, cellular component: cytoplasm; nucleolus; nucleoplasm. The transcript is spliced from 2 exons. The record is from RefSeq and is a predicted model, not a curated record. The coding region runs from base 139 to 666 and encodes 175 amino acids.